Columba livia (rock pigeon) is the source of this 1362-nucleotide messenger RNA. RefSeq names its product methyltransferase 18, RPL3 N3(tau)-histidine (gene METTL18). The transcript has a single exon. Gene Ontology annotation, biological process: peptidyl-histidine methylation, to form tele-methylhistidine. The record is from RefSeq and is a predicted model, not a curated record. Lineage: Eukaryota; Metazoa; Chordata; Aves; Columbiformes; Columbidae. Gene Ontology annotation, molecular function: protein-L-histidine N-tele-methyltransferase activity.
AGAGCCUCUAGAAAAAAAAGUUGAAGAAAAAAAAUACUUUGUAUCAGUAUCACGCUUGGAUGAGUGUUUCUGGCUGUAGUAAACUAAGCUUUUGUUGUUUUUUUUUUUUUUUUUAAACUCUUAUUUCCAAAAAUGGAUUUUCGAUUUAAUUUUGUUAUUGAUGGAAAUAAAAACAAUGAACCUGACACUCAGGAUAAGAUGGACUUAAAGUUGUGCUCACCAAAACACAAGCAGGAAUCCACAAAAAAGAGCAAGAGGGCUACUGAGACUGUAGCAGAUUCCAGCCCUAGGCUGGGUACUGAUAAGCACCAAGAUGAGACACCAAAGUUCUGCUUUAAAGCUGCCAAGGAGCACAAGAUUCCUGAAGAUCUUGAGAAUGUAUUGGAAAAUAAAGUCAUGAAAACAGCAUCAGACCUGUAUUACACAAGUACAGCUGCAGUGGAAAUGAGGUGUUUGGAUGGUGCCAAUGAAGAAGGGGUCAUCUCUAAAGGUGUUUCUUCUCACUCUGAUCUCAUCCCUGGAGUCUACGAGGGAGGACUGAAAAUCUGGGAAUGCACCUUUGAUCUCAUCGAUUACUUCUCUGAGGCCAAAAUAUAGUUUACCAAUAAGGCUGUAUUGGAUCUUGGCUGUGUGGCUGGACUGCUGGGAAUAGUUGCCUUAAAGGGUAAAGCUGAAAAAGUCCAUUUUCAGGACUACAACAGCACAGUGAUUGAUGAAAUAACCUUGCCCAAUGCAGUGGCUAACUGUAUAAAUGCACUCAGUGGAGUCAACAGAAAAAUUAGCAAACCUCCUUCAAAGAGGCCCAAAAAAGCAGAAUGACUCUUACCUGCUGCACUCAACAAAUGCAGGUUUUUUCUUGGGAAGUGGUCUGAAGUCAGCAAGCUCCUGUUAAGCAGCAAACCUGUUUCAAAGUAUGAUAUAAUCAUCACAUCUGAGACUAUCUAUAAUCCCAACUACUACAGUGCUUUGCAUGAUACGCUGGCUCAGCUCUUGGAUAAAAAUGGCCGUGUGUAUUUGGCAGGCAAAGUACUUUAUUUUGGGGUUGGUGGUGGCAUCUACGUCUUUGAGAAAUUCAUUGAAGAGAGAAAUGUGUUUAGGAGCAGCAUAGUUAAAAUAAUUGAUAAAGGACUGCAGCGAUGUAUUAUGGAAAUGGCCUUUAAAGAUUCCAGUUAAAAUUCAACCACUGGUCCUUCAAAAAAUGUCUUAAAGACAAAAUGUUUUAGUUGUCAUAGCUCUUUGCUUUUUCCCUCCGUUAUUAUUCUGGUUUGACAAAUUAAGGAUGCUCGUUAUUGAAAUGUUUGACAAAUUCUGAUAUUUGACUAGAAGUUAAGGACUCUCUGGUUUGGCAUUAAAAAAAAUUGA